AUUAAGAGUCCCAUGUUUUUCCGAUUGAGCCCGCCAGGUGCCCCCGUGUUGCUCAUUUCUGUCAGCCCUGAGAGCAAGCAGAGAGCCUGCUGACCAUUUAGAGAGUGGGUACAACUUACCGUAUGGUGUUGGAGUCCGCUUUCUGUGGAUGCUGUCAGUGGACGCUGACAGGUUUUCAGAAGAUAAAGUUUUGGGUCCACGGACUAUUCCUGGUUUGUGGACCAUUUUUGAAGACACCCAUGGAGCCCCGCUUCUGAAGGGACAGCAGACAACCGAGGAGACCUCUAGGUUUAUGCUCGGGAGAUGCACGUUCAGACCUCUGCUCCCCCACUGGCUGCUUUGGUGACACGGACGGGUCCCCUCGCUUCUUUGAGCCUCCUUUCUCUAUCGGUGAAACGGGAACAAUAAUACUUUCCUCAGUAGGACUGUUGACAUUAUUCAUGUGGAUGAGCUAUGCGUUCAGAGCACUUGCAGACCAGAAAAUAUUACAGCGUCAUUUGCUAUUUCUUUAUGAAGCGCGGCUCUGUCGUAUCGCUAAAGAUGCUUUCUGAGAGAGACGGACUGAGGCUUGUGAGUUCACACCCAGAUUUUCACAGUGGCCUUUCGAGAAAAAUCACAAAGGAUGCACACAAUUCAAUUGCAGUAUGAACUCAGGAUGUGCAUGCUUGGGGAGGCAGCAGUGCCAGAAGCUUCCGCAAACUGAUGCUCUGGGCCCUGCCUGAGGAUUUGACUCGGCAGUGUUGACCUGGGGCUGGUCACCUGAGCCCUCUCCCCUGGGAGUGGGACAGUGUGAACUGAGUGCUGACUGUAUGCCCGAGGCUAGCAUGGGCCACCGAUCAACUAGUUGGUCUUCUUUCCCCAUCUGCCGUACUCUGAGAAGGAUGGGUUACUCAUGAUCACAGAGGAGGGUGCUGAGGCUUUGAGGGGCCAACAGCAGAGCAGAAAUCUGAGCUCAAAUCUCUGGUUCCUGACUCUGACUGUCUGCUCCCCACGCCAGGUCCCCCACAAGGGGCUACCAUUCUUAUCAUUAUCAGCCUCAUAAGCAGGUGAUGGCCUAGGUAAGUUGCUUUAGGUCCCAUGCGAUGGAGCUGGAUUUGCCUCAGAAGCUCUACCAGCCCUUCUAGAAUCGGGAGUGACGAUAGAAUUUAUUGAACAGACCAGGACACUUCUAAUAGUGAGAAGGGGUGGUGCUAUUAUUAAUUAGGGCCCCAAGGCAAGCAUAAGCCCAGACUGUCCAGCCAAAGCUGGGCAAACAGGCGGCCUCAAGCCCCCUACCUCUGUGGCCAGGGUUAUGCCACCUGCCAAGGUAACUGGGAGCGUUAGACCAGCCAGUUCUUAUGGUACCGCUAAAGGGUAAGGGACUGUCUGGCUUACUUACUGUGAGUCCCAGGGAAGUGACUUUGCCUAAGGUUGUGUAGCAAGUUGGCAACACAAUAUUUGAAAAUGGGAUGAGGCCUUAGAAAGAAUCACAUUAGCGCUAGAGCUUCCUUAAGUGGAGCAGAAUUAGGGAACGUUGGGCUCGGCUGAUGGUUAGUCCGGAGGGAGGGGGACAGAGGGCAGGGGUGGGGGUGGCCAUGGGGAGAUGGUGUAAGGCAUUCAUCUGGCUGGAGAAGGUCUGCCGUCCUCUACAGGCCUCGUCCCUUGGAAACCCAGGAGAUGCCCUCAGGCCCAGUGAGACUGAGAUGGUAUUUAAGGGCCAGGAGCAGAGACUUCUGGAAGAGCUGACCUCUCCCGCUCCCCCGUUCCGUUUUAGAGGCCUUGAGGAUCCCACUGGCCGGCGACUUGUGCAAGUUUAGUGGUUAAUCCUUCUGCUGAGGAAUUUUGGAAGGCAUUGAGGAAGGAAUUAAAAAUAACAGCAAGCAUGCCUUCUCUUUCUCUUUGAUUGUGUUAAAUGCAUGGAAUGUGCCAGGGCCUCUGUGAAGCACGUGGCCCCACAUAACCCCUCCGCCAGUGGAAUUCUGCAGAGGACAGGGAAGGGCUCGGAGCCAUUCCACCGCUGCUUUGUGUUCUCAGGAUUUGUUCCUGUGAUCUUCUCUUGCCCCGAAUAAUUUGUCGGAAGUCUGGAGAGGUCCCUGGAUGGCCGCCUGCAGGUGUCCCAUCGGAAGGGGCUCCCCCAUGUCAUCUACUGCCGCCUGUGGCGAUGGCCCGACCUGCACAGCCACCACGAGCUGCGGGCCAUGGAGCUGUGUGAGUUCGCCUUCAACAUGAAGAAGGACGAGGUCUGCGUGAAUCCCUACCACUAUCAGAGGGUAGAGACCCCAGUUCUACCUCCUGUGCUGGUCCCACGCCACACAGAGAUCCCGGCCGAGUUCCCCCCGCUGGACGACUACAGCCAUUCCAUCCCCGAGAACACGAACUUCCCCGCAGGCAUCGAGCCCCAGAGCAAUAUUCCAGAAACCCCACCCCCUGGCUACCUGAGUGAAGAUGGAGAGACCAGUGACCACCAGAUGAACCACAGCAUGGAUGCAGGUUCUCCAAACCUAUCCCCGAAUCCGAUGUCCCCAGCGCACAAUAAUUUGGACCUGCAGCCUGUCACCUACUGCGAGCCGGCCUUCUGGUGCUCCAUCUCCUACUAUGAACUGAACCAGCGCGUUGGGGAAACAUUCCACGCCUCGCAGCCUUCCAUGACCGUGGACGGCUUCACCGACCCCUCCAACUCGGAGCGCUUCUGCCUGGGGCUGCUCUCCAACGUCAACAGGAACGCGGCCGUGGAGCUCACACGGAGGCACAUCGGGCGAGGCGUGCGGCUGUACUACAUUGGAGGGGAGGUCUUCGCAGAGUGCCUCAGCGACAGCGCCAUCUUCGUCCAGUCGCCCAACUGUAACCAGCGCUAUGGCUGGCACCCGGCCACCGUCUGCAAGAUCCCGCCAGGGUGCAACCUGAAGAUCUUCAACAACCAGGAGUUUGCCGCCCUCCUGGCUCAGUCCGUCAACCAGGGCUUCGAGGCGGUCUACCAGUUGACCCGGAUGUGCACCAUCCGCAUGAGCUUUGUCAAAGGAUGGGGAGCAGAAUACAGGAGACAAACCGUGACCAGCACCCCCUGCUGGAUCGAGCUGCACCUGAAUGGGCCUUUGCAGUGGCUUGACAAGGUCCUCACUCAGAUGGGCUCCCCAAGCAUCCGCUGUUCCAGUGUGUCUUAGAGACACUGGGUGUGAAGGGGGAGGGUGGGUGGGAGGGUGGGCUUUGGGGGGAAAGGCCGCAUAGGAGGAGAAAAUUGGAACUCACUAUUGUCAAUGAAGAAAUUUUUCUCCCUCAAUCAAAGCGGCACUGACCUGUUUUCCAAAACGCAAAAGCAAACCCAGAGAUGGAUUUUCUGAACAGCUGUGUCUGCCAAACACAUGUGCCCUCUGGCCCCCAUUUGCAGGGCAAGAAAUGGCUUCUGCUCUGGCGGCUUGAGCAAACAGGUAGUAGUUCACCACCUGCCCCCUCCUCCCAGCCCCCUUCGGAUUUAAUGACAGCAAUAUGGGAUGUCACUGUCCAACAGGAAAUGGCCCUGGGUUCCGGACUGGAGUGUGAAACUCACCCUUGGGUGUUCUAGGUGGGACAGAGCCUGCAGGGGCGGGAGCGAACCUCUUGCCUAGCCCUCUGGUGCUUGUGACCAGUGCUUCAGCUGAGCAUUUCUGAGCCCCAGCACUCCAGCAGACCCUGCACCCAAGGAGCCGGAUUGACUUGGGGUGGGGAGGGGGGGCGCAUCUGUCCCCUUUCCUCUGACAGUGUCCCGAGAAGGGUGAGCCAGCGUGCUCAGAAUAUGUGCUCGUGGGGAAAAGUGGACGAGACCCCUCCUCUCAAAUUUGUCCUUUCUCACUUGGAACAGUUGGGAGAUCUGCUGAGACUCAGCGCUUAUACAAUGUAUAUUUUCUCUUCUCGCGUUAAUCUCAGAGAUUUGAAGCACGUGAGAUGCUCACGUGAGGCAGGAGGCAGUUGUCGCAUCAGUGGGGUCUGAGCGGAGGCGACGCUCCAUUCCGUGGGUCUGCAGUCCUCUGUAAGAGCUCACUUGCUAUUCUCAUGCAUCCGGCUCUCCUGGUUUACGUAGUCAGUUGCAUUAAUUAAAUGAGCUUUGUCGUAUGCUCGUUUAAAUGUUUAUUUUCUAUUUAAAAAAAAAUCCUGGUUGGCACAUUGACGGGGAAACCAGCAUUGUGGGGGGGCUGGCAACCUCUCUCUCUCAAGGUGAAGCUUUUCCAGGUUUUGUUGAGAAGACACCUGCCAGCACUUCUGGAAACUGAAAUUAACAGAAGCAAAUGCAACCGAAGGGAAAAAAAUCUCAGGCCAACAUAGGCAAAUGAAAAAGGGCUAUUAAUUUUUUUUUUUUUUAACACCUUGGAAAAUUGGAGCCUUGGAGCACAGAGGUGUGCCGUCUCCCCCCCACCCCACCCCCAGGGAUGUAAGAUUAUCUGGCUCACGGUGGAGGAUCAUCAGUGACGACUCCAGCAGCUAUACUGUGUAAGAAGUACUGUUCCCAGUGGCAAUUAGUGAGGAAACUGGUAUACAUUACUUCAACUGGAAAAAAAAUCCCUCCUUUUCAACAGGCCUCUUGCAGAAUACAGCAUUGCCACUUGUAACUGGGACUUGAUUCUUCGUCGCUGUUUUUGUAUGAAAUGACUUUAUCCCAUCUUUUUGCAUGGAUUUCUACCAGGAAAAGCCAAGGGAUUUCCCAUGGAAGUCCUGUCUGAUUCCAGGCGAAGGGCAGAAAAUGUCUACUUCUGGAGGGUAUAAAUAUCAAAUGUGAUGCCGUUUCUGAUGCCUUAUGGGGACAGUGGGAGCUUCCUGGCACCUCCCCGGCAGGAUCCUAAUGCCCCCCAGCUCUAGCCGUGUGGUUUCCAGGUAGGAGAGCUGCUCUCCAAGCUCCCUGAGGACACAGGAAGAGAUGGGAGGAGCACCUUGCCAGACCGAUGCUGGUCUCUGACUCAGAGCCCAGAGACCCUACACAACCGCCCUCUCCGAGACGGUCAGACACCAAGGGGCCGGGGUUCACCUGCUGUGAAGCCAUCUGCCGACUGCUGCUUCCAGGAAGCCGGCUGGGCCUACCUGGACGUGCACGCAUGCUCCUGGUCAGGUCUGAGACUUGUGGUGGGGGCACUCCACUGCAGCCUUCACUGGUGCCGUGGUGCCCUCCCCCAAAGCCAGGGCAGCGGUUUCCGAGGGCCUGCGUUCUCCAUCGGCCUCCUGCUCCUCCUAGGCCUUCCUGUGGCACACAGCCGUCCUCCCGUUUCUUGGGGACUCACUUCAGGUACAGCACGGUUUGAGCGAUCUGGUGGCUGCGCCUGGAUGGUGUCUUGGCACCCCUGAUGCUCAGGGCCGAGGGCUACUUUAGGAGGUGUGAAGUCUUAGUCUUGUGUUUCUACAAAAGCUUACUUGGCCCCUCUUCCUUAUAGACUAGACCCGUGGAGGAAGAUGUGAGAGGAGAAUGUAGGUAAGUCCACCUCUAGAAGAAAUUCAGACUUCGAGGUGAGGACUUGGUGCCCUUCCCAUCAGAGAGGCUGUAGCUGUACUGGGCAGGGGAGGUCCGCAGGGGUAGGGGGACUUGUGUCAUAUUAGUGGCCUUUUCUUUAAGUCACAAAGCGGAUUUCUUAGUUUGAAAAUCUUGUUGUAGGAAUGGCAUUUUCAUGUUAAAGAGAAUUUUUAAAGGACAGUUGAUAGGGGCAGGAGAAAAUAGGGUAGUCUGGGGGCAGGGGUGGAGGGCAGUUUUAACUGUCGUGUCCUGGGUGGGACUCCCCACCCAGUUGCCUUCACCCUGGGGCUAAUGCUGCCCCGAGCCCCCGAGGAGCUAGCCCUGGGCCUGAGGUCCUCAGCUGUGCACUGCCCCCAGGAGCCAACAUCUCUUCUCUUCCUUUCCUCCCCCACUCCGCUUCCCAACUUUAUUUAGUAACUUAGGUCCUUCCAGCACAAGCCCAGUAGGUAGCUGCCCCAGCGGCUUCGGGUUACAGGCUUGUGCUGGAACAUCAUCUCAGUUGGCCACCUUCCUGGCGGGCUGCAGACGAUCUGACAUUUUGAGACAAGCUGAGAGUCAGGAGCGGGGCCUCUGACUCCGCUUAGGAAGCGCGCGCGCACACAAGGGCAAGGCUGCUGGCAGACUUUCCCAUUGUCCUUAUGUUGUCUGUGUUGUAUUUUUUUAUUGACCGUGGUGAUUUUUUAAAAAUCAUUAAUGUAUUGGAAUGAGCUGUAGCACGUAUCUUGUGCUUAGGUUUUUUUUCCUCCAUCUUCCCUUGGCUUCCUAGAGUUUGGACCUAUCCCGGGGUUUACUCAAACUGCAGGAAAAGGCUUUAAGUAGCAUGUUCAUGUCACACAUGCAUGUAUGUCGUCUGGGGAGAAGGCAUAGGGGGUUUCAGCCUGGGCCCCCAGCGCCUCUGAGACUUCGUACCAGUCUUUCCCCAGGCCCAGAGCUCACCUGAGGCCCAUCUCUGUUGGCCUCAAAAGGAUGAGGAAGACAAAUCUGGGGACUGUUCACAGGCCAGUUUCCCAGGGGGGUUACCCAUAGCAAGAGUGGGACUGAGUUUAAUGCUGGGCUCUGUGUGACUUGAAGGGGCAGAGUCGGGAGUUGGCCCGAAGAUCUAUAGUAAGUCCCCAAUUUACUAAAAACGUGUGGUACCAUUUUUCUUUUCGGGGCCUGAACGUUCCCUUCUAGAUCAUCCAUCUGAGGAGUAUCCACUACUUCUCAAGAGGGUAGAAAAGCAAAACACAUACCCAGCAGGCUGUGGCUCUGACACGAAGAGGAGGGGUCUCUCAUAGAAGGGUGGAAGGCAGUGGGGACAUGAUGAGGUCCAGGCAACUUUCUAGAAACACAGCUAGCUGAUCAUGUAAACUGGAUUGAGAAAUGCUCUCAGUGAUUCUGUAACUGAUUUUUUUAUGCUGAAAUAAUGUACACUCUAGCAUUCUGGUGUUUUUAUAUUUAUGUAAUAAUUUCUUAAAACCAUUCAAGACAGAGAACUAUUUAAUUGUUUUGGAGAAAGUCAGAAGGGUCUCUCUGGGCAAGAGUCAGGGGCCCAGCCCGUUCUGAACGCUGCUGGUUGCGGGCACAGCGCUCAGCUUCCAGAAGCUACCCGCCCCCCUCCCCCCCAACCAAACUGGCUAAGCAUGUGGCAGCACGCACAAAUGGGAGGGGGGGCUGCAGGCUCAUCCCCAAGGGACCUCAGAACGCAUCCCCUCUCCCUUCAGAGCAGUGAGAUCUCCAGCCACAGGGAUGGAGCCAGAGCCCCUCCCUCCCCUCUUCACUCACCUCCCUGCUGCUGUGGUGAGGAGGCUCUUCCAGACACUCUGGGGUGGGGUUGGGGGGGCGGGGACAGAGUGUGGAGGGUGUUGGGUGACCUUCACUUCUCAGCCAGCCUGACCUUUGAACACCUUUGUAAAAAGCAUGUACGUAUUUAUAGUGGUUUAGAUUUUUCUAACUUUUGUAUCUUAAGAGCAGAGCACCUGUUUAAGCAUUUUACCCCUAUUGUUAAAGAUCUGUGUCAUCUCUUUCCCCUGUAAGUGCCCUUCUAAUAAACUUUUCAUUGAAAAGCU
Mustela erminea (ermine) is the source of this 7497-nucleotide messenger RNA. It is a transcript of the gene SMAD3, whose product is annotated as SMAD family member 3. Gene Ontology annotation, biological process: anatomical structure morphogenesis; regulation of transcription by RNA polymerase II; cell differentiation. The record is from RefSeq and is a predicted model, not a curated record. Bases 2178 to 3140 code for a protein of 320 amino acids. Gene Ontology annotation, molecular function: I-SMAD binding; RNA polymerase II cis-regulatory region sequence-specific DNA binding; DNA-binding transcription factor activity, RNA polymerase II-specific. NCBI's taxonomy places the organism in Eukaryota, Metazoa, Chordata, Mammalia, Carnivora, Mustelidae. Gene Ontology annotation, cellular component: heteromeric SMAD protein complex. The transcript has 9 exons.